CAAUUGGCUGAAAUGGCUGGUGCAUUUCUUCGCGUCUUCUGCGACACCAGGUAUGGCUGACUUGGACGUGAGUCGCCUGCUUGCGGGCCUGCAACGUGGUGCCGUACCGGGUGCUGAUGGGUCGGUGGAGUUUUUGUGCAAGAAGUUCUCUAGUCUCAUCGACCGGCUCAAACAAGCCGAGGCCAAUGAGGCCGCGGAACGCGAGAACUACACUGCCCUAGAGGCGAAACUGCAAGCAGAAGAGCAAGAGGCUGAUGCUGAGAGGAGGCGUUUAGAAGUGGCCACCCUUGCGGCACGCGAGGAGACCCGACAGGCGGAGUUGACGGUGACCGAGGUCGUGGAGAAGGAGAUGAUCUCGAAAGAGGAAGUUAUGGGUCUCAAAGCCGAGACAGAGGCGUUGGUGCACCGCAAGCGCCUUUUGGAGGAGACCUGUCGGACGGAACACGCCCGCAUGGGCGAGGCCCAAGGUCGCUUGCGCAGGCAGCAACUGUCAAAACCGCAGAUGUUGGAGGAUGUUCGACGUUUGCAGGGACAGCUGCAGACCUCGACGACCAGAAGUAGCGCCAUCACAGCGGAGAUGGAAGUCUUACAAAGUCGCUCCUUGAAGGAUGAGGAGAUGCUGUUGAAACUGAAAUCCGAAUUGGCUUCCGAAGAGGAGGCGCGGGAAGAGGCCUUCAGCUCCGCGACGGUGCGGCGAGAGGAUCUGGAUCAGGCCUUGACGGAUUCGGCACUGCUACAGGAGCAGAUGACUGAACGUCAGGUGGCAAUCCAGCGGAUUCAUGGUGAAUGCCAAAGGUGCAAUCAUCAUCGGCUCGGAAUUCGAGACGAAACCGAGAAACACAGGCGAUGGCUCAAAGAAGCACAGAAGGAACUGGAAAGUCUCAGUAAUGCUGAAAGGCAACUAGAACAGG
Cladocopium goreaui is the source of this 911-nucleotide messenger RNA. The record is from the annotation of a GenBank genome assembly. Lineage: Eukaryota; Dinophyceae; Suessiales; Symbiodiniaceae.